AUGGAUUCUAAAUUUGAUUGUAAUUAAACCAAAAAGAAAUAUGCUAUAAUAACACAUGCUGUUAGGAUGGCAUUUAUAAAAAGAGUUCAAUCAAAACAAACAACUAUCAAGUAAGCAGCUUAAGAAUUUGGAAUUAAGUUUAGCACAUCUAAAGCUAUAUUAUAGACUUACAAAUAAGAAGGAAGAAUAGGAAAGAAAAAAACAAGGUUAAGAAAGGGCCCUUCCAAAAAUUAAUCAAAACAGGAAAAUCAAGAUCAAAAAUAAAAAAUAAUUGAUUCCAAUGAUUAAUAAUCACAUUCAAAACCAUUGACAAUCGAUUUAAAUUAGUUGGCUCUUUAGAAGUAAUAAGCCUUAUAAUUUCAAAUAUUUUAAUUAAGUUUGAAUAUGAACCCAUAUUAACUUUUACACUAGUAAAUAUUUAUCAUUAAAAUUAGAAACCUCUGUUUUCAAUAAAAUCUCUAACAAGAUCCUAUUCUAAGCCUUUUAAAUUAUUAGGCUAUGAUGCACAAUACUUUUAGAACACGAACUUUCUCAGAAUAAUCUGGAAAGAUACUGGAAUAAAAAUAAAUGAUAAAUCCUAUUCUAUAUAGUUAAUGUUUGAGUUAAAAAUUGAAUGAAAUAGGAACAAUUUGAAGG
Messenger RNA from Paramecium sonneborni, 636 nucleotides. The record is from the annotation of a GenBank genome assembly. NCBI's taxonomy places the organism in Eukaryota, Ciliophora, Oligohymenophorea, Peniculida, Parameciidae.